This is a messenger RNA of Strigops habroptila (Kakapo), 4223 nucleotides long. RefSeq names its product RNA binding motif protein 44 (gene RBM44). Gene Ontology annotation, molecular function: RNA binding. The record is from RefSeq and is a predicted model, not a curated record. NCBI's taxonomy places the organism in Eukaryota, Metazoa, Chordata, Aves, Psittaciformes, Psittacidae.
UACUGCUGAGGAAGAGGGCUUAAGUGUUUGUGCCAUGGAAUUGGAAAAGAACAGUGAUAUUAAAAGCAAAAAAAGAUGCUUCAGUCAGACCUCCCUUCUUUCUUCUUACUCUGAGAAAGCUGAGCAGAUGCUCAUCGGAGAUGUUGCAGCAGGACCCAACCACUCUGUUUUUGGCCAGGCAUGUUCUGCCAAUGUUCCUGAAUUAAAGUUGUCAGAGGAAAAUUUACCUUAUUUAAUUUCAUACUCAGAUGCAGAUCUUGACAUGUGUAAUAAAAAGAGAAUGGGAAUUUGCUGUGCAAAGGUAGAUGAAAACAAGAAAGAAGCUGAAGGGUUGGAAAGGGCACGUGAUGAUACGCACUUCAAUUGCGGGGGGUGUGAUCAUUGCAGACAAAGUUAUUUGAGUGAAGAUUCACAGCUGGAGUAUCUCAGUGCUCACGAGCAAGAUUUUGAUGAUGAGAAUAGCUCAAGUGAGUUUUCUGAACCAAGGGAAACUAUAAAAAUUGAAACCUUAAGUCUGAUAGACCCCAUUCAUGAAGUUCCAGGGGGUGGAGUCACACAGGAACAAAAUCUCACUGACCUAUUAGAAGAUUGUUGUUCUGCUUCUGAGUAUAUCGUAGAUGACCAGACCUGCCCAGAAGUAGCUACGCCAGAGCUUCCCCACCUGCUUCAGGACUCUCUGUCUCUGCAAGAUUGCAGUGGCAUGACUUGUGAUCAUCAGGAAGAGCAAACAGAGUAUCAUAGUGUUGUUUGUGGAAGUAUACUUGAAAGUCAUUCUCAUGGGGUCUGUCCAAAUCUGUUUGUAUAUGACAGUUUAGAAGAUGGAGAGGUGAAAGACGUGGCACUGAUUGAUGGCACGCUGCCACCCCAAAUGGCUAUAACUGAAGAAGUGUCUGCAAAAACUGGCAGACAUUCACAGCAUCUCAGCGAAGCAAAGCAAUCCUUCACUGUCUCUGAGAGAAAGGGCCCCUGCAGAGCCAUGCAAGUUUGCAUACACGCAGAGGACUUGGAUUUCUGCAGUUGUGAAGAAUCUGGCAUGUGCACACAUGUUACCACCUGCACUGACUGCACUGUAAAGGAUGCUGAAACCCAUAUUGCAAUCUCUGAAAUUCUCACUAGCAAGAAACCCUUUUUUGGGGCGGAUCUUGCAGAUAAAUCCUCCCAUGGAAAUCCCAAUUCUAUGAACUCAGAGCUGGAGCAUUGUGAAAGUUUGGUAAACAUUGCCUGUGCCUCUGCAGUUAACCAGGCUGUUGAUGCAAGUUCUGAUUUUAGAGCUUGCUUUACAACAAGCAGAAGUACCUGUGCUCAGGUUUGUCUCUCGUCCAGAGCUAUUAAUACAGAGAUAACAAUGAUGAACACAUCUCGACUGAUGGGAUGGUGCUGUGAAACCUAUGCAGACGUUGCUUGUAAUACGGACUGCUCGUAUGAAGCUGGUAGGACAGAGGAAAUUCAGUCACAGGUUACCAACACCCUGGAAGAACCCUCAGAUGGCAAUACUGCACUAGCUAAAAGAAGUUCACAAAUUCAGGAACAGCAGGAAUCCAAAACUGAGCCGAGUAGCAGUGACUUAAAGAUGAGCACUGACAGGCCUGUACACCUUGAUGAACAAGCUGUGAAGAAUUCUACAUCAACUGACUGUAAAAAAAUACUGGAGAGAGCAGUUGAAGCAGAAUUGCAGAUUCUAAAUGCUCAUUUUCAGAUGUGUUAUCAGCACUGCUUGAAGAUUUACAAACUAGCUCUGGAGGAAAACACAUGUUUUAGCAGAUUUAAUGAAAAUUCAGAAUUAGAUUCAGCUCUCACAUUGGUUUUGGAAGAGCUGGAAAAGAAUUACAACAGUAUGAAAAUGAAAAUAAAAAUGGGUGCACCUUUAAGUGCACUUUCUCCGCUAUCAGUUGAGAUGAAGUUUUUCCAAAUCUACUGUUCUUAUGUCCCCUCCAAGUUGUUCAGAGAGGAUCUUUGCACUGAGAAGGCACAUGGUUCUGCACAUUCAAGAACCAUACCCAGUUACUUUAUUUCUGUUUCAGGCACAAGAAAAUCUCAUUCUAAAGCACCAGAACUGCAAGAAAGGAAGAUUUCUGACACCAUGGACAAUCCACAGGUUGAAGGUUUAACUGAUGGAGGUGAGCCAAGUGACUCUACUUCAUCCAAGACUUUGGAAGAACAACCUAAAAGUCAGGUUGAGGAACGUGGCUGUGUGAAAAAUGAAGAAGGGAAUGAAGAUUGGUUUGAUGCUAAAGAGAACUUGGCAGUAGCAAAUUCUUCAGUAAUAGCUGAAGACACAAAAAAGCAACAAGAACAAGACACAGUUGAUUUAAGAGAAGCAAAGAGUGGAAACGAGUAUUCUUUUAUUCGUGUUGAUGGCCUAAGUUCCUCAGUGUCAGAGGCUGAUUUAAGAUCACAUUUCCAGAAGUAUCAGAUUUGUGACAUUGUUGUCUCUGUGGAAUCUAAUAACUGCAGAUGCGCACUUCUUUCCUUUAAAGACUUUAGUAAAGCCAAGUUAGCUGUAGAGGAAAUGAACCACAAGAAGAUAAAAGGAAAAGGAGUAAGUGUUAAAAUUGUAAAUACUUCAUCAGAGAGUAAAUAUGCGGUUUCCCAAGUUCUUAAAAAUAAGCUUUCCCAUGAAAUCCAACCUGUUGGGAAGAGUCAAAGAAAUGAUCAAAAUAACGCACUCGCUUCAGCCUCCGAUUCUGUGGAAGCCCCUGUCACUGCUUCUGCUUCUGAGAAAAUAACUUCUUCAAAAACCUCUUGUUCUACACAUGUACCUUCAGAAACAAAGUGCCCUGAUCAGAAACCAUCUACAGAAGAUCCUUAUUUGCUUGAAGUUAAACAAAAGGAUACUGGAGAAAACUUCCUGUUCAAACCAUCUUCUUACUCCAAUAAGUCAUAUGAUGUCUUUAUUUUACCUGAUAAUUUGAAUUUGAGCAGUUUUACCAAAUUAGUUGAGAAACUUAAAGGACUUCAUCCACAGGCUAGCAGAGACACAAUUUUGGCUGCUUUGCUGGAGGUGAGGAAGAACAACAAUGGUAUCCUAAGUGGCUUGUCCAUCAAUACUAUUGUGGCAAGGACCUCUGCCAUUCUAAAGAAAUCCAGUCAGAAGUGAGAAAAGGCAUGUAAAUAAAUGGCUUUCCAACUAUGAAGAACUGAUCAUCUCCCCUUGGAAGAUGAAGAUUUUGCAACUUCCAUCCUUCAGCUUGUUCCGGGAUCGUAUUGUACUUCUUGUUUGGUUUAUUUCAGCAGAUCUUAAUGAAAACUCGGGUAGCGUCACUGUUUCAUGUUCAGUCUUAUCCAAGAGAAUAUAACCUGAAGGUCAGUUUGAGGUGUUUUUCUGUUUAUGUAGAUAUUAAAUGAUUCAUCCCAGUUUUGUUGUUCCCCGUAGUUGGUUCAAGCAUUUCAGCAGGUUUCUCUAAGGUAGAUCACACUUCAGUGAAACAAGACUCCCAAUACUGGCAGGGCUCUUCUAGGCUGGAGUACACAACCCCCAGCUCUGGCAUGCCACUUAAUUUUAGACAUGGUAGUAGCUGCUAAGAUGUUAACAAGUAGCCAACAUGCUUGUGCUUUCCAGAUAAUCUGGUUCUGAAUAGUCUUGUUGAAAUUUCAUAUAUCCUUUGAAUAUCAGGGAGGCACAGAGGAGGCAGCAGGGGCUUUACUGGAGGAAGCUAGGCUUUGGAGCUGGCAGUGCUGGUGCAUUGGUUACCUAACGCAGCGCUGCAGCAGCAUCCUCAUGUCCGUUUUUGACUUAGGAGCGUGUUCCAUGCUGCAGAGCAGUGGUAGGGCUUAAACAGCUCCUUCAGGAUGCAGCCUGGAUUCCCCCCCUCUCAGCCCUCCUGCCCCAAACAGGGCAUUUUCUUAUCUCAUCUCCCACUUGCGUUGUUGCAAGCAGAGAAUGGGCUUCUAAAUCCUUCUUUGUGUGUCCCAUGGUCUGGUAUCUUGGGAAGCAUAUACCCCCUGAAACUUUUGGGUUGGGUUGAUAAAGAGAGAUACUGUACAGAAGAGGUCUAGAUUUUAAAUCCUCUUCUGACAAAGAAAGGCAGCUUAAGUGUAUGCGUCUAGUCUGGGGGUGAGGAGAAUUACCCUUGAUUGACACAGGCUCAUGCUGUGAUAUUGCAGGAAAGACAGUACGCUGCUGUUGUACAUCUCUGUUUAUUUGUUGUACUUAGUUCUAGAUCCCAGCUGCAUUUGCUGUUGAAAACAGCAGCAAAUGUGAAUAAAGGUUACAAUCCCUUCUU